Molecule: messenger RNA, 2053 nt
Organism: Andrographis paniculata
Lineage: Eukaryota; Viridiplantae; Streptophyta; Magnoliopsida; Lamiales; Acanthaceae
Product: dihydropyrimidinase
Exons: 12
Coding region: 244-1869 (541 amino acids)
Biological process (GO): pyrimidine nucleobase catabolic process
Cellular component (GO): cytoplasm; cytosol
Molecular function (GO): dihydropyrimidinase activity
Source: RefSeq, a predicted model, not a curated record
CCAUUGUAAAGAACAAUUAAAAAAAGAACGAAGCCCAAAAGAGGAACCAAUGAUGAUCAGUUUUCCCAACGACAAAUAGAAGAAAGAGCCCCCCGAUGUACGAUGAUUCUGUUAAAUAUUCGAACCUGGUCAGGUCAACCGAUGAAUCAACAAGCAGGCAGCAGCGCAGCCAUUGAAGAAGGAGCAAGAAAGCUUCAACCACUUUAAUUUGCUGCUGUUCUUCACCACCAACAAAAUCAAAUCAUGGAAUCCCUCUGCCCGCCGCCAAGAUUUUAUCGAGUAUUUCUCAUCGCCAUUGCUUUUCUUUCGCUCCCAUCUGCCCUCCACGCCGCCAAUCAGUUUUGUGAUGCUGGGGUUGGUUUCGACAACUUUGGCUGUGGGGCUUCGUCUUCGUAUCCUGCAAAGAUUCUGAUUAAGGGAGGAACUGUAGUGAAUGCUCAUCAUCAAGAGGUUACUGAUGUAUAUAUCGAAAAUGGUCUCAUUCUCGCCGUCACAAAAGAUUUAGUGGUUGGAGAUGAUGUGAAGGUCAUCGAUGCCACCGGAAUGUAUGUCAUGCCAGGAGGGAUCGAUCCACACACGCACUUGGCUAUGGAGUUUAUGGGCACAGAAACGAUUGACGACUUUUACAGCGGGCAGGCAGCCGCGCUAGCCGGUGGUACUACGAUGCACAUUGAUUUUGUGAUACCCGUGAAUGGGAGCUUAUCUGCCGGGUACGAGUCUUAUGUGAAAAAGUCUGCGCCGUCUGUCAUGGAUUACGGCUUCCACAUGGCCAUCACAAAAUGGGACGACACUGUUUCGAGGGAGAUGGAGAUCAUGGUCGCGGAGAAAGGGAUCAAUUCGUUUAAAUUUUUCAUGUCGUACAAGGGGUCGUUCAUGAUCAGCGACGAGCUUCUGAUUGAGGGGUUCAAGAAAUGCAAAGCUCUCGGUGCCUUGGCCAUGGUCCAUGCCGAGAACGGCGAUGCCGUGUUUGAAGGGCAGAGAAGGAUGAUCAAGCUCGGGAUCACCGGCCCUGAGGGGCACGCACUCUCGAGGCCGCCUGUGCUGGAGGGCGAGGCGACCAGUCGAGCGAUACGUUUAGCUCGUUUUGUGAAUACGCCUCUGUACGUUGUUCAUGUCAUGAGCAUCGACGCAAUGGAAGAAAUCGCCAAAGCGCGUAAAUCAGGUCAGAAGGUUAUCGGGGAGCCAGUGGUUUCCGGUUUACUUCUGGAUGAUUCCGUCCUCUGGAAUCCCGACUUCCAGAUAGCAGCGACGUUUGUUAUGAGCCCGCCGAUCCGAGCAGCUGGACAUGGUAAGGCCCUUCAAGCAGCGCUCUCGACAGGCGUUCUACAGCUAGUAGGAACCGAUCAUUGCACCUUCAACUCGGCGCAGAAAGCUCUGGGGAUCGAUGACUUCCGCAAAAUCCCCAACGGGGUUAAUGGUCUCGAGGAAAGAAUGCAUCUGAUUUGGGACGCUAUGGUGGUGUCGGGACAAUUAUCCGUAGCUGAUUUUGUCCGUGUGACGAGCACGGAAUGCGCGCGGCUUUUCAAUAUUUAUCCGAGAAAAGGCGCAAUACAGGUAGGCUCGGAUGCGGACAUCAUUAUACUCGACCCAAAUUCGACAUUUGAAAUCAGUUCGAAACGGCAUCACUACCGAACAGACACUAAUGCCUAUGAAGGUCGGAAAGGGAAGGGAAAAGUAGUUGUGACUAUAGCCGGAGGGAGGAUCGUAUGGGAAAACGACGAACUGAAGGUUGUUCGUGGCGCCGGUAGGUAUGUGGAAAUGCGACCCUUCAACUACCUGUUUGAAGGGAUAGAUAAAGCUGAUGCCGACUACUUGUCGUCCCUAAAAGCUCCGGUGAGACGGGCGGCGCGUGCAGCCACGUCAUCCUAGCUUCUGGUUUCUGUUUCAGAUGGUAAUGUGAAGUUCAGAAAUGUGUUUAUUCCCCCAUUGAUAGAUAUACUUCAAACUGGUAUCUGAAAGACUACACAUUGGCUUACAUUCAAAAUUUACUAUAAAAGAAAUGUAUAAUAUUAUUAUUUUCCACCAUUCAUACUUAAUGUUAUAUAUUUUAUUA